Molecule: messenger RNA, 660 nt
Organism: Helianthus annuus (common sunflower)
Lineage: Eukaryota; Viridiplantae; Streptophyta; Magnoliopsida; Asterales; Asteraceae
Exons: 1
Coding region: 1-660 (219 amino acids)
Source: RefSeq, a predicted model, not a curated record
AUGCAUGCAAAACCAAAACAUACAACCGAAGAAGAACAUGAAGCCACCAUCGUCACCGCCAUACCCACCAGCAACCACCGCACUCGAACCUCCAAUCGCCGAAAAUGCAUAUGCAUAUCCACAACUCUCACCACCAUACUCGCAAUCGCUCUCCUCAUCCUCAUUCUCGCCUUAACCGUCUUCAAAUCCAAAAAACCUAUCACCACCGUCAACUCGGUCACCAUCAACGACAUAAACGCCACCAUAAACCUCAUCCCACUUAAAAUCUCCAUCAACAUCUCACUUGACAUAAAAAUCUCCGUUAAAAACCCUAACAAAAUCGGCAUCACGUACCACAACAGCUCGGCCGCUCUCAUGUACAAAGGUCAUGAUGUCGGGAAUGUUCCGAUACCGGCCGGAAAGAUUGGGUCCGGUGAUACGAAGCAAAUGAACUUGACUCUCACGGUUUUUGCUGACCGGUUGUUAUCGGAUGUUGAUGUGUAUGGUGAUGUAAUAAGUGGUAAUUUUAUGUUGUCUACUUAUACUAGAAUCUAUGGCAAAGUUCGUGUGUUGAAUUUGUUUAAUAUCCACGUCAGCUCUACGUCCACGUGUGAUUUGAAGAUUGAUGUUUUGAAUAGGAAGAUUGUGUAUCAGAGGUGCCAUUACAAGAAUAAGGUGUAA